AUGAAUUGGGGAAUUGAGCUUUGGGAUCAGUAUGAAAACUUAGCCGCCCAUACGCAUAAAGGAAUUGAUUUUUUAGACAAAUAUGGAACCUUCGUUAAAGAAAGAUGUGCUAUCGAAUUAGAAUAUGCAACGAAACUCAGGCGACUUGUCAAAAACUAUCAACCAAAAAGAAAAGAGGAAGAUGAAUACCAAUAUACACCUUGUAAAGCAUUUAAACAAUUACUUCAAGAGUUGACCGAUUUUGCGGGACAACGAGAGGUAGUUGCUGAAAAUUUGCAGUCAAAUGUAGUGAGAGAGUUGCAUCUACUCGCCAAAGAGUUGCGAGAAGAAAGAAAGCAACAUUUGAAUGAAGGUUCUAAACAAAUGGGAUUACUGCAGUCGUCGAUAGGUUCUCUAGAGCGAGCGAGAAGAGCAUACGAACGAGCAGCUCGGGAGUCAGAACGAGCUCUUGAGACCUUCCAAAAGGCAGACGCUGACCUUAAUCUGAGUCGAGCGGAGGUUGAAAAACAAAAAGCAAACAUGAAAAUUCGGAGUCAAGCCUGUGAGGACGCCAAAAAAGAGUAUAUGGAACAGUUGCGGAAAACAAAUGAAGCGCAGCGACAGCACUAUGAACAACGGCUGCCACAUGUAUUCAAACAGUUACAGGACCUAGACGAGAAACGAAUAAAAAAUAUAAAAAACUUUAUGUUGAGUUCGGUGGACGUGGAACGAAAGGUGUUUCCGAUUAUAAUGAAGUGUCUUGACGGUAUGGAACAGGCGGCGAAUAGUAUUAAUGAAAAAGAGGACACUAAAUUAGUAAUAGACAGGUAUAAAUCAGGUUUCGUUCCACCCGAGGACUUCCAAUUUGAGACGGCAUCAGGAGGUGAUACUACAGACUCUUCAACCACUCACCAUCAUACUCACAACCAUCUUACAGCGGCCAGAGGAACAGUUUCGGGAAACAAAAUCAAGAAACGAACAGGCUUACUCGCUAUCUUCAGUUCUAACAAGAAUAACAUGUCUACCGAUGGAAAGGAGGAUUACUCAGACUUGCCACCUAACCAAAAGAAGAAGAAACUUCAGGCAAAGGUUAUGGAGCUGAGCAAGCAGGUGGCACAAGAGCAAGCUGCAAUGGAAGGACUGAUGAAAAUGAAAGGAGUAUAUGAAACAAGCCCGGCGCUAGGAGACCCCAUGACUGUAGAAGGUCAGUUAAACGAGUGCUGUGACAAGCUAAAGAAACUUCGCGCGCAGUUGAACAAGUUCGAAGAGCUGUUGGCCGAGGCCAACAGUCAGAUUGGAGCGCCGCCGCUUCACACCGCCAGGACUAACGGACAACCACCGACGGGACAUACCCAGGCCACUAGCAUCGGCUCUAACAGCGAAUCUCUUUCGCGGUCAGCCUCCGAGUCGUCAGUGAGCACGGGCACGGGCACGGGCGGCGCGGUGGCGCGCGUGGCCGGCGGCAGUCCCGAGUCCGGGCUCGGCGGGGAGCUCGCCGCUGCGGGACACGACCACGCUAACGGACACGACCACGACCCUGACAAUGACCACGACAACGACCACGAAUCUGAUUUUGACUAUUAUUAUUGUGAGCCAGACUUGCAACCCGUUGGAUACUGCAAAGCGCUUUAUGCAUUUGAGGGGAUUGGCAGUGGGUCCACCAUGAAAAUGGAGUGCGGCGAACAGCUGCUGGUGCUGGAGACGGACGCGGGCGACGGCUGGACGCGCGUGCGCCGCAAGCGCACGCACGAGGAGGGGUUCGUGCCCACUACAUACAUCGCUACCACGCUCUACACCGAUGCGAAUUCACACUAG
Molecule: messenger RNA, 1794 nt
Organism: Arctia plantaginis
Lineage: Eukaryota; Metazoa; Arthropoda; Insecta; Lepidoptera; Erebidae
Source: the annotation of a GenBank genome assembly